AUCACUGUCCUGAUAGAGAAAAACAGAGAGGGGAUGGGGAGUGUUAGCCAGCAAGAUAGCAACGUAGAGCGCAGACGAGGCUGAUUGCCGUUUUUUUCCCCCUCAUUCUCUUUGACACACACACACGGUUUUGUGCACAUGCGCACGCACAGAGUGGGACGCACUUGACAGCAGAGAGACGCAACAUCCGCAUCGCCGGCUGUGCCCACCCGCAUCCCUCUCUCUCUCUCUCCCAGCCCCUUCUCUCCCUGCGUGGCACCUCAUCCUGCCGUCCUGUCCUCCCUCGGCUGUCUGUCACCGUGGCGACACAGCCUCCGCAGCCAUGGCGACCAGCCAGCAGGAUUCGGGCUUCUUUGACAUCAGCAUCAAGUCUCUGCUCAAGUCCUUAGGAGGGACCUCUCCAGUGGGACAGAAGCCGCCCCUCCCGCCAGUCAGUGGAACCUUGGGAGAUAGGAAGGGUCCUGUCGUCAUGGCGCCCGUCAACGUGGACCCUGAGAGCAAGCCGGGCGAGUUCGUCCUAAAAAGCUUGUUUGCCAACUUCACCUUGCUCUCCGAACGCAAGAUUCGCAUCAUCAUGGCUGAACCGCUGGAGAAGCCACUUAACAAAUCUCUGCAGAGGGGAGAGGACCCACAGUUCGACCAGUUCAUCAGCAGUAUGAGUUCUCUAGCAGAGUACUGCCUGCCGUCCAUCCUGAGGACGCUGUUUGACUGGUACAAGAGGCAGAACGGUCUCGAGGACGAGUCCCACGAGUAUCGACCCAGGGCCAACACAAAGUCGAAGAAUGACGAGCAACAGAAAGACUACCUAUUGGAGCGGAGGGAUCUGGCAAUAGACUUCAUAUUUUCUCUGGUGCUUAUAGAGGUUUUAAAGCAGAUCCCCCUUCAUCCUCUUUUGGAUGGACUCAUCCAAGAAGUCAUAAACCUGACAUUCAAGCACUUCAAAUACAAAGAAGGGUAUCUGGGACCCAACACAGGCAACAUGCACAUUGUGGCUGACCUCUAUGCUGAAGUCGUGGGAGUUGUAGCUCAGUCCAGGUUCCCAGCAGUAAGGAAGAAGUUCAUCUCCGAGCUGAAGGAGCUGAGACAGAAGGAGCAGAGCCCCUACGUCAUCCAGUCCACCAUCAGCCUCAUCAUGGGACUCAAGUUCUUCCGCAUCAAAAUGUACCCGGUGGAGGACUUUGAAGCCUCCUUCCAGUUCAUGCAGGAGUGCGCACAGUAUUUCUUGGAAGUGAAGGAUAAAGAUAUUAAACACUCGUUAGCCGGACUCUUUGUGGAGAUACUUGUACCUGUAGCUGCUAACGUGAAGAACGAGGUGAACGUGCCGUGUCUGCGAAAUUUUGUAGAAAGUCUGUACGACACUACGCUUGACCUGUCCUCCAGGAAGAAACACUCUCUAGCUCUGUAUCCUCUGGUGACUUGCCUCCUGUGUGUCAGUCAGAAGCAGUUCUUCCUCAGCCGCUGGCACGUUUUCCUCAACAACUGCCUCUCAAACCUCAAGAAUCGAGAUCCAAAGAUGGCCCGUGUGGCUCUAGAAUCGCUCUACCGCCUGCUCUGGGUCUACAUGAUCCGGAUAAAGUGCGAGAGCAACACAGGAACUCAGAGUCGCCUGACGGCCAUCACCUCCACUCUAUUCCCCAAAGGUAGUCGGAGCGUUGUGCCCAGAGACAUGCCUCUGAAUAUUUUUGUCAAGAUUAUCCAGUUUAUUGCCCAGGAGAGACUGGACUUUGCCAUGAAGGAGAUCAUAUUUGAUCUGCUGAGUGUCGGGAAACCUGCCAAAGCCUUCAGUCUCAACCCGGAGCGAAUGAACAUCGGCCUGCGGGCGUUCCUGGUGAUAGCCGACGCUCUGCAACAGAAGGACGGAGAGCCUCCUAUGCCCAACACAGGAGCCACUCUGCCUUCUGGAAACUCUCUGAAGAAAAAGAAAACUUAUCUCAGCAAGACACUUACAGAGGAGGAAGCCAAACUUAUAGGUAUGUCCUUGUACUACUCCCAGGUACGGAAGGCUCUGGACAACAUCCUGAGACACUUGGACAAGGAGGUGGGUCGCUGUAUGAUGCUCACCAGCGUCCAGAUGCUCAACAAAGAACCAGAGGACAUGAUCACUGGUGAAAGGAAACCUAAAAUCGACCUGUUCAGAACAUGUGUGGCGGCCAUUCCUCGAAUCCUUCCUGAUGCCAUGUCCAAACCUGAGCUCAUUGACCUCCUCUCACGACUUACAGUGCACAUGGACGACGAGCUUCGUCUUAUUUCCCAGAAUUCCCUGCAGAGCCUGUUACUUGAUUUCUCAGACUGGAGGGAGGACGUCCUGUUUGGUUACACACAUUUCCUUUUGCGCGAGGUUCAAGACACCCAUCAGGGUCUGCAGGAUGCCUCGGUGAAGCUCCUUCUCCAGCUGCUCACUCAGUGGAGGUUGGCGCUGCAGCUUCAAGGAAAGACGCGAGGUGGAGUUGAGUCCAGCCCCAGACUGCCAGAGCGGAGCCCCCACUGCUCCGUGCUCCACGCGGUUGAGGGCCUGGCUCUGCUGCUGCUCUGCUCGUGUCAGAUCAGCACGAGGAAGCUGGCUGUCGGUGUGUUAAGAGAAAUACGCUGCCUCUUCACUGCCCUGGGACAUGCUGACGAUGAUGACAAACCCAUGAUCGAGGUGAUGGACCAGCUGAGCCCAGCUGUGAUGGACAGCUUUGUUCACGUCGCUGUCUCUGACUCGUCCACCUUGCCCCUCAGCCACCAUGUUGACCUCCAGUGGCUGGUGGAGUGGACGGCUCGGCUGGUGAGCAGCUCCUACGACGUGAAGAGCCCAAGCCAUGUCUGGAUCUUUGCCCUGUGUGUGAAGGACCCGUGGGUGCUCUGUCUGCACAUCUUCUUGCGGCAGGAGCACCUGCCCAAACACUGCCCCACUGCCCUGGGAUACGCCUGGCCCUACGCUUUCACGCGGCUACAGCUGCUACUUCCCCUGGUCGACCCCAACAGUCCUGUGAACGCUAAGAAGACCAGCACGGCAGGCUCCAGCGACAGCUACAUCUCCCUGUGGCGUAACUACCUCAUCCUGUGUCUAGGUGUGGCUAAACCCAGCAUCAUGUCGCCGGGUCACCUCCGAGCCUCCACGCCGGAGAUCACGGCCACCACGCCCGACGGCAGCGUCACCUACGACAACAAAGUGAUAGGCACUCCAUCGGUCGCCUGGCUUUUGAAACAGCUCGUCCCGCUGAUGAGAGCAGAGAGUUUGGAGAUCACGGAGUCUCUGGUGCUCGGGUUCGGAUGCACAAACGCUCUGGUCUUCAGGGAGCUAGUUGAAGAACUCCAUCCACUGAUGAAGGAAGCACUGGAACGUAGGCCGGAGAACAAGCGGCGCAGAGAGAGGAGGGACCUUCUCAGGCUGCAGCUGCUGAGGAUCUUUGAACUGCUGGCUAAUGCAGCCGUUAUUAGUGACAGCACAAAUGGAGCACUGGAGCGUGAUUCACUGGCCCUGGGUGCCUUGUUCCUUGAGUAUGUGGAUCUUACCCGGAUGCUUCUGGAGGCUGAGAAUGAGAAGGAGAUGGACGUGCUCAAAGACAUCAGAGCCCAUUUCAGCGGGAUGGUGGCUAAUCUCAUCCAGUGUGUUCCUGUCCACCACAGGCGCUUUCUCUUUCCUCAACAGUCUCUGAGGCACCAUCUCUUUAUUCUCUUCAGCCAAUGGGCUGGCCCCUUCAGUGUCAUGUUCACCCCCCUCGACCGUUACAGUGAUCGCAACCACCAGAUCACUCGCUACCAGUACUGUGCUCUGAAGGCCAUGUCAGCAGUUCUGUGUUGUGGCCCAGUGUUUGACAAUGUGGGUCUCUCUACUGACGGCUAUCUCUACAAAUGGCUGGACAACAUCUUGGCUUGUCAUGACCUACGGGUGCACCGGCUGGGGUGCGAGGUGGUCAUCCUGCUCUUAGAACUAAACCCGGACCAAAUCAAUCUGUUCAACUGGGCCGUGGACCGCUGCUUCACUGGGUCUUACCAGCUAGCUUCUGGUUGCUUCAAGGCCAUCGCCACUGUCUGCGGCAACAGGAAUUACCCAUGUGAUCUUGUGACUUUGCUCAAUCUGGUGUUGUUCAAGGCCUCAGACACCAGCAGGGAAAUAUAUGAGAUCUCGAUGCAGCUGAUGCAGGUGCUGGAGUCGAAGCUGUGUGCGUACUCCAAGCGAAUGGUGGAGCAGAAGCCCGGUAACAUUUUGUAUGGAACACACGGCCCUCUGCCUCCGCUGUACAGUGUCAACCUGUCUCAACUCUCCAUCCAGCUGGCCAGCAUGUACCCUGAGCUCACCUUGCCUCUCUUCUCAGAGGUGAGCCAGCGUUUCUCAACCACUCACUCCAACGGCAGACAGAUAAUGUUAUCCUACCUGCUGCCCUGGCUCAGUAACAUUGAGUUGGUGGACACGGGGCUCCUACCCCCACCCUCAAGCCCCUGCACACCAGAAGAAGAACCUUGCGGCCAGGGGCAGGGCAUGUCCCCCAGUCUGAGAGGCAACGGCUGGGGCUCCUUACAGGCGACGUCACUGGUGCUCAAUAAUCUCAUGUUCAUGACCGCUAAGUACGGAGACGAGGUUCCCGGCCCAGAGAUCGAGAAUGCCUGGAACGCUCUGGUGUCCAACGAGAGGUGGAGCAACAACCUGCGGAUCACCCUGCAGUUCCUCAUCAGCCUGUGCGGAGUCAGCAGUGAUACGACACUGCUGCCUUUUAUAAAGAAGGUGGUUAUCUACCUGUGUCGCAAUAACACCAUCCAGACUAUGGAGGAGCUCCUGUUUGAGCUGCAACAGACUGACCCUGUCAACCCUGUGGUGUUGCACUGUGACAACCCUCCAUUCUAUCGCUUUGCUGCCAGCAACAAAGCACCCACCUCACAGACAGGCACCACGUCCAGCAGUAACACUGUGGUGGCUGGUCAGGAGAACCUGGCAGACGCAGAUGAGAAGAAGCUGGUCAGAGAGAGUGAAGAGCGCAUGGCCAGGGCUCAUAACAGACUAGAGUCUCGCUACAGCAACAGCUCCGGGGGGUCCUACGAGGAUGAAAAGACCGACCCUCUCCCACCAUACGCUGGUUGGCUGCUGGGCGUUCUGGAAACCAACCACCCUCAGCCGCUACCCAUGCCGAUUAACGGAGGCUGCUGGGCUCCUCUGGUGGACUACCUGCCGGAAACCAUCACACCCAGAGGACCACUGCAUCGGUGUAACAUUGCAGUGAUCUUCAUGACAGAAAUGGUGGUGGACCACAGUGUGCGAGAAGACUGGGCUUUACACCUGCCCCUGCUACUACAUGCCCUCUUCUUGGGCCUGGACCACUACAGACCAGAGGUCUAUGAACACAGUAAACGUCUCCUUCUCCACCUCCUCAUUGCUCUCUCCUGCAAUAACAACUUCCAGGUAAUAGCUUCAGUUCUGAUGCUGACGAGAGAGAUAAGUGACAACAAGACCCUCACUAUUAAGUCCAGCUACCACACAGAGUACCAGCAGUCCCAUACACCUGACUUCCUGCGAGAGUGGCAGGCGUCUCCAAUGGCAGACUCUGGCCUCAGCUCAACCUCCAACUCCUCCUCUGCCAGUCUCGGUGGCGGCAGCACUGCAGGCAGUGUUGGAAAUUUGCCCCUCGUAACACCCGAUGACCUGGAGGACCUGGAGGAUACGACCAACGAAACCGACGAGAAGACCAACAAACUCAUCGAGUUCCUCUCCACCAGAGCGUUUGGGCCGCUGUGGGUGCACGAGGACAUCACGCCGAGGAACCCCAACUCCAAGAGCACGGAGCAGCUCUCCAACUUCCUGCGGCACGUCGUCUCCGUCUUUAAAGAGUCAAAGUCCGAUUUCCAUUUGGAGCAUCAGCUGAGCGAUGUGGCUUUACAGACGGCUCUGUGCAGCUCCUCUCGUCACUAUGCCGGGCGCUCCUUCCAAAUCUUCCGAGCCCUCAAACAGCCAAUCAACAACCACGCUGUCUCUGACCUGGUCUCGCGCCUCGUUGAGGUGGUGGGAGAACACGGAGACGAGGUGCAGGGCUACGUGAUGGAAGUGCUGUUGACGCUGGAGUCGGUGGUGGUGAAUCUCGCGGAGUGUCUGAAAAACAGUGACCUUAUGGCAGCUCUGACCAGGACAUCCUCGCCAGACUUUGUUACUAGCGAGAAACUGAUGAACAGAAAGAGCACGGGCCAGUUGAACUUCCCCGGCCCGGGGUUUGUCGGCCUGUCGUCACAACGCCACCAGCGCUCCUACUCGGUCCCCAAGAAGUUCGGCGAGUGCGGCCACCAGUUGAAUGAUCCUCCUCGCAGUGCAACUUUGGAUCGCAUACAGGCCUGCAACAGUCAUGGCCUCGCCCGAACAGGAAGGACCCCUGGGUCCUGCACGUCCUCCACCAACCGCAUCGAUCCAAGCGUCCUAUCGGACCCCGCCCACGUCUCCCAUCCUUCAACAAUACUGGCCACAGUCUUCUGGGUGGCGGUGGCCCUCAUGGAGUCCGACUUUGAGUUUGAAUAUCAGAUGUCACUACGCCUCGUUCACAAGCUCCUGUCGAAGGUGCCCUUAGACCGAGCCGAAAACCGCGAGCGCCUGGAGAAGCUCCAGGCUCAGCUGAGGUGGAGCGGAUUCUCUGGGAUUCAGCAACUUUUGUUGAAAGGUUUCACCUCGCAGGCCACCUCUGACCUCACCUUGCAGCUCUUCUGCCAGCUCACGCCAGUCUCCCGCGUGCCUGUUGUCGACAGCUCUCAGUCUAUAGGUUUCCCUCUGAAUGUGCUGUGUCUGCUGCCUCACUUGGUGCAGCACUUUGGCCAUCCAACUCAGUUUUGUAAGGAGAGUGCUGAGAGGAUCGCACAGGUGUGUUUAAUGGAGAAGAACACAAAGCUUUCCCAUUUGGCCCAUGUGAUGACUCUCUAUAAGACACGUUCUUACACACGGGACCCCUUCUCCUGGGUCAGUGUGGUUUGCCGCUACCUCCAUGAAGCCUUCUCCGAAAUCACACUCAACAUGGUCACCUACAUGGCUGAGCUGCUGGAAAAGGGCCUUCCCAGUAUGCAACAGUCUCUCCUCCAGAUCAUUUACUGCCUGCUCAGCCACAUGGACCUGACUUCCGUACAAGUAAAACAAUUCAACGGUGAUGUCACCAAAACCAUUGAGAAGUUUGUUCAGACUGUUCACUGGAAGGAUGCCUUAAACAUUUUGAAGCUGGUGGUCUCACGCUCUGCCAGCCUGGUUCAUCCGGUCUACGGCCACUCACAGGGCGACCUGUCCAACCUGGAGGUCAGCAGAGUGUGGGACGGUUCAGCCAAGGCUCUGCCUGGGAAAACACUGGACUUCACCUUUGACAUCUCUGAGACUCCAGUGAUUGGGCGUCGGUUUGACGAGCUUCAAGGCUCGGGGGGCAGAGAGGGAAAGGCCAGAGCCAUGGCUGUAACGCGGAGCACUUCCUCCACCUCUUCUGGAUCCAACUCCAACACUAUCCUGGUGCCCGUCAGCUGGAGGCGGCCGCAGUCCUCUCAGAAAAGAACCAGAGAGAAGCUGGUGAACGUUUUAUCUCUUUGUGGACAAGAAGUUGGACUCACCAAGAACCCAUCUGUGAUCUUCUCGUCGUGUGGCGACUUGGACAUGAUGGAGGUGCGGGAGAGUGGCGUGUCAUCAGAGGAGGGUGGAACCAGAGAGGACACACUAGACGACACCGCCAGCGAGCAGCAGUUCAGGGUUUUCCGAGACUUUGACUUCCUGGAUGUGGAGCUGGAGGACGGAGAGGGCGAGAGCGUUGAUAACUUUAAUUGGGGCGUGCGUCGGCGCUCUCUGGACAGCACGGAGCUGGGUGACAUGUUGGAGGAGAGCCAGCACUCAGGCAGCACCCCUAGUCUUGGUCACGAGGACCCCCACGAUUCAGACGAGUCCUCGGAGGAAGAGGAGUCUUCAACCAGCCAGAGCCUCUCUCACUCUCAGCUCACGAACCCUUCUCCAUCGGAGGAAACGAAUCACACUGAUUCUCUGUCUACUUCUUACGACACAUCUGCUGAUGCACAAUCCCUCAACGCUUCCACACCGGGGCAGGGAGCGCUGCACGAUUACCACAGUGGCCUAGAUGGGAAGUUGUGUGCGGGGGACGAGGACACUCAGGUCCAGGAUGACGAACUGUCGCUGAGCGCCAACGAGCUCCCUCAUGGCUCGGACUUCGGCGAGAGUCUCACCCUGGAGUUGCCGGACCAACCUCUGGAUCAUCUGCCCAAUCUGGACCACAGCCUCAGUGCAGACUACUGCCAACCACCGCUGGACUUUCUAGACCCCAACUGUCUGCCCAGCUUACGUGAUGAUGUAGAUGACUUGGAAGACCUCGGUUUUCCUCCUCCCCCCUCUCCAUUUUUCUCCGCCAUCUUGGCAGCCUUCCAACCCACAGUGUGUGACGAUGCUGAGGAGGCAUGGCGUUGUCACAUCAGCCAGCUUGUGACCGACUCCGAUGGGUCCUGUGCUGUCCACACUUUUCAAGUCUUUUCAUCUCUCUUUACGAACAUCCAGGGGAAAUUCUGCCUACUGACCACUGAUGUUGCCACUUACCUUGGAGAGGGCCUAAGGGGCAUUGGAUCAAAGUUCCUCAUGUCGUCUCAGAUGCUAACCACUUGUUCAGAUUGUCCUAUGAUCUACAUUGAUGCUGACACAAUUAUUUCAUAUGGUCUCCUUGAAAAAAUGAAGUUCAGUGCACUGGAGCUGCAGGAGUACUUGGACACCUACAACACCAGAGAGGACGCAGCUAUAUCGUGGCUGAGGAACUGUAAGGACACAUUUCCCAGGUGCCCCGGGGAUAGUGUGGUAACCUGCCAGCCUGGAGACUCAGAGGAGAAGCAAUUGGAGCUUUGUCAGAGGCUCUACAAGCUGCAUUUCCAGCUCCUCCUACUAUUCCAGUCCUACUGCUCUCUCAUUGGUCAAGUUCAUGCUAUCAGCUCUGUGCCUGAGCUCCUGAACAUGUCUCGAGAGCUCUCCGAUCUGAAGACCAGCCUGCAGGUGGCUGAGGCGGCCGUAGCCAGCGACCUAGAGCACAAACACUUGGCCCACACUCGAUCGCACGCCACGGAGGUGGCAGCCAUGGUUGUGCCCAGCUUCUCCUCCUCAGAGGCAGCUGUGCAGGCCAUACUGGAGUGCCUUAAGAACCAUGAGUUCACCAAAGCCGUGCGCUACAUCCAGGAGUGCAGGAGGCAGUGGCCCUGCGGCGUGUUUGGCGGCGGCUCGGAAAGCGAGGUGCAGACGCUGCUCAACGUCUAUUUCCGCCACCAGACGCUGGGCCAGACGGGCACCAUUGCCCUGGUGGGUUCCCGCCAGGACCUCAGCCUGAUCUGCUCCAAGCUGCUGGAGCUCAACGGGGAGAUCCGGGACAUGAUCUGCCACGCCCAGGGCUACCGGGUGGUCACGACCUACCUCCCCGACUCCAGCGCCUCCGGGACCAGUCUCUGACAGGAGCUCAGGAGCCCCCCGCCCCCUCCUUCGCCACCCUUACCUCCCCCGCGCCCGCCCUCGCAACCGUUGACGCUUCCGAAGCCGCCUCGUCAUCUGCAUGGCAACGGACGGCUACCUGCCUAUCGCCUCGCUCGGCGCCCUCUUUAGAUUACGACGUCCCUCUGCUCUCCUCACCCACAUCCGCUGUAGAGUCUGAUCCCGCCUUAUUCGAUUUGCCCAAACCGCCGGACUUGUUCUCGCCGCGUAGCUGCUCAAACCCGCCAGGCCGACCGCAUUUUCCGUUGCCGCAAGCGCAAGAGUCGCAGAGGCUUUGCCUCAAUGAGAGCGAUGGCCUUCACCAUCCUUUCAGAGGACAUUCGUCGCACAGUUCGCUGCUUUUACAUACACACAGGAGCUCACACUGGAUACCGUCUCGUAUAUCCGGCAUGCUGCCAACAGUAACCUCGGAACCGACCAGGCUCACGCAUUUAAACUUAAACGCAUGUCCCGAAGGCCCACAGGGUUCACAUCUCCCCGAUUUCCCCCGCUCUCCCUACAAACACUUAGGUUUAUCCCCAAUGGGACACCCGGGCCAAGAGGCCAUGAUAUACCAUGGCCCGGCCCCAUCUUCAUCCCUUCUCCUUCCUCCUACUCCUCGCCCCACCGGCCCAGGAGAGGCUGCGAUGUGGGGUUGCUGUUGUUCCCUCGCUGGAGCUUCUGCGCCCUUAUCUCGCUACCUCUGGAAGGUGAGGCACGCCGCCCUGCCCCUAUUGAAAGUAGGGGGGCUCCUGAAUGGCGAACCCUCCGACGUCCAGACCUAAGACGUAAGCUUACUGUGCCAGAGGACCUAAAGGGCUGAGACUUGAAUCCUAAAAGAAGCCAACUGUCCUUGAGCAACCCUCCGAUCUUCAUAUCUGAAAAGCAGAGGAUGACGUCCCAGAGGUACUGAUUUUACACAUUUAAAAACAUUGAAUCGUGAUAUUCCCAGAUAUGACGGGAUCACUGAACCGACUAGAUACAACCUGGACUGCUGCCUUGUGAUGAACACGACCUGAUGGGAUUCCAUGCGAGCGCUAACAUCGCUACGGCUACAUGCCGCAGGGUUGAUGCGCUUCGAGUGUGAGUCCUGCCUUAGGGUCAUCACACGGCACUACAUCUGUUCUGCACCUGACGACUUGUGAAGGCUUUAAGCUUUGAGUUCUGACUUGAUUCCCAAAAGAACUUAAUGGAACUGACCCUGCCUCUGACAAAAAAGGACGCAGUGUGCUUAUUAGUAUUGACAGAGACAGUGAGGAAACUACUCGUGUCACUGUGUCAAAACACUGGUAGAGUUUCCGCUUUUGCACUAAAUGGAACUUUGGUAUUAGUUUUUUAAAAAGUUGUUACAGAAAGGUUGUUGUUUGUGUUUUUUGUCACUGAAAGAGGAAAAAGGCUGUCGCUCUCACUGAGAAGCCAAAAGCUGGAAUAACUUCUCCCCUGUUGCGUCUACUAUUUUGAGACCUCCCUUGGUGGAAAUUGUGCAAUGCAUGACCCAGAUGAAUGCUUUUCACUGUACUAGCCUCCCUUCGGCUCCCUAAAAGUCUGACCCCUCCAGACUGACUGAAAGACUGAUCGACAACGAGCGGAAGCAGAAUAUUAGAGCGUAUCUCCCCGUGCCGCCCCAGCUCUGUUGAUAUUGUGCAUCAGUGAACCAGCUCGUCUCCGGACCCCCGUUGUAAACAUCUGUGCACUCCUCUGUGGCAAGUUGUAGCAUCAUUAGCGAGCGUAAACACUGUAUAUUUCUCACUGUAACACGUUGACCUUGUGUUUUCAUGCUAGGAGGAAGGUGCAUGUACACACUUGAAAUAUUGUCCUUUUCUGUAUACUAUUAAUAGUUAUGGGCACACGACUAUUGUAGCACAUGUUUGUGUGUUGUUUGUAGGUACCUUUCACGCAAAGGAAAUGCUGACAUUCAGCACUUUGUUGGCGUUCAAAACAAAACCCUGUGCUACUACUGAAGUCCAACGCUUCCUGCCGUCAACCCUUUUGUGACUCCUUGGUUACCCCUCCCCCCAUUUGCUGUACAAAUAUAUUUUUCCUAUUUAUAUCUGAUCGGUUUUGAAUCGCUCAUUUGACUUGGGUUUUAUAUCAAUGUUAGUUUCCCUCAAACUGCCAUGCAUGACUCUUGAAGUGUUUGAAUUUAUUUAACAAAAAUCAUAUUUUAUCUGAAAGAUACAUCUGUGUGAGGUACAAAAGGGGGCUUUAAGCCCAUGUGGGUAUGUUUUUUUUUUUCUUUCCUGUGUGUGGGAGAACGUGUGUGUGCAUGCCAAACAACAAAUUGCACAUUUUUAAAGCUUUUUAGGUCAAGACUAGUUUUUUUUUCCUUCCACCUUGUAAAUACUUUUACAGCCUUUGUGAAGUUUUUUUAGUUGAUGCUCUGUACAAGUAUUUGUCAAAGUAAAAUACAUAUCAAGUUA
Pungitius pungitius (ninespine stickleback) is the source of this 11856-nucleotide messenger RNA. RefSeq names its product furry homolog b (Drosophila) (gene fryb). NCBI's taxonomy places the organism in Eukaryota, Metazoa, Chordata, Actinopteri, Perciformes, Gasterosteidae. Gene Ontology annotation, biological process: neuron projection development; cell morphogenesis. Bases 323 to 9418 code for a protein of 3031 amino acids. The transcript is spliced from 65 exons. The record is from RefSeq and is a predicted model, not a curated record. Gene Ontology annotation, cellular component: site of polarized growth; cell cortex.